Wasmannia auropunctata (little fire ant) is the source of this 2156-nucleotide messenger RNA. It is a transcript of the gene Tom70, whose product is annotated as mitochondrial import receptor subunit TOM70. Gene Ontology annotation, molecular function: protein binding. The transcript is spliced from 8 exons. NCBI's taxonomy places the organism in Eukaryota, Metazoa, Arthropoda, Insecta, Hymenoptera, Formicidae. The record is from RefSeq and is a predicted model, not a curated record. The coding region runs from base 16 to 1782 and encodes 588 amino acids.
UAACGAUUUCCCGGAAUGACCGCCUCGAGCGGCGUGGCCGGCAGCAGCCCGCUGCCGAAGUGGCAGCUCGCCCUGGUGGUCGGGGCGCCGGUCGCCCUGGGCCUGGGCUACAUGUACUACAGGAACAGGAGCAGCAGCAACGUCGACAAGCCGGAACGCGACAAGUUCAGGAGCGGCGCGGCCAAGGAGAACGGCGCGCCGGCCGACAAGCAGAUCUCCAUCGACGGCGACUGGCCACCCAAAGUGCCUUCUUCCGCGACCGAGCCGGAGAAUCCUUUACAAAAGGCGCAGAAAUAUAAGAAUGCGGGAAAUGUAUAUUUCAAAAUGGGAAAAUAUGAUGAAGCUAUUGCUCGAUAUAAUAAAGCAAUCGACGUUUGUCCAAAGGAGAAAGCGGAGGACCUCGCAACUUUUUAUCAAAAUAGAGCGGCUGCGUACGAGCAAUUGAAAAAAUAUAGUGCUGUUAAGGCAGACUGUACAAAAGCGUUAGAACUAAAUCCAAGAUAUGUGAAAGCUUUGCUACGACGGGGUCGUGCUUUGGAGCAAAUGGACGAGCUGGAAGCCGCCUUGGAUGACGUAACCACCGCGUGUAUUUACGAAGGCUUUUCGAAUCAAACCUCCCUUUCAAUGGCGGACAAGGUCUUGGAGAAACUUGGGAGACAACACGCCCAGGAAAAUUUGGCAAACAAAAAGUUCAUAAUGCCAAGUAAGCACUUCAUCAAAACGUACAUUAUAUCUUUCCCCGUGGAUCCAGUAUUUUCUAGACUUCAACAUCCAGAAAAUAUUCCCGAAUUUUUGAAGAAACCGUUGGAAGCGUUGAAAAACACGGAUUACGACGACAUAAUACCGCUGUGCACGGAAGUGAUUAAAAGACCCGAAUUCGAUACGUUACCUUCGUCUAGACUAGAGGUGCUACUAUUACGAGCUACAUUUUACUUACUCUUGGGCGAGCACGACGCUGCAAUCCAGGAUUUCGAAAGUCUACUGAACAACGAAGACGCGUCCGAUAACGUGAGGAUAAACGCCCUGAUAAAGAGAGCGGCCUUAUACAUGCAACUCGAGAAUCCCGAAAUGACCUUUAAGGACUUUGAAUUAGCCAUUAGUAUGAAUCCAACUCACAGCGAUAUCUACCAUCACAGAGGACAGGUAAAUUUGCUCAUGAACAGAAUGGACGAAGCUAAACGCGAUUUUGAUAAGGCCGUUGAAUACAAUCCGAACUUCGGCAUAGCGUACGUACAAAAAUGUUACACGGAUUACCGUUUCGCGAUGGUCAAUAGAGAUGUAGAAUUAGCCGAGGCGGCUGUGAAAGAUUUUGAGAGAGCUUUCGAAAAGUAUCCAAAUCCUCCCGAAUGUAUAUAUUGUUAUAUAUUGUACGCUCAGAUAAUGUCCGAAACUCAGCAGUACCAAAAGGCUGAUACUUAUUUUGCUAAAGCAAUAGAGAAAGACCCGGAGAACGCAACUGUCUACGUGCAUAGAGGCCUACUGCAAUUGCAGUGGAAUGCUAAUGUCGAUAAAACUGUGGAAUUGAUAAACAAGGCGUUAGAAUUGGAUGAGAAAUGCGAGCUUGCGUAUGAAUCGUUAGGAAGUAUCGAAGUACAAAGAGGGAACAUAGAGGAAGCAAUAAAAUUAUUUGACAAGGCUUUAGAAUUAUGUCGUACAUUCAUGGAACUGACACAUUUAUACGGCUUGAGAGACGCUGCAAAAACACAACUUAACAUAAAGAAUCGAUUAGGUAUGGACGUCAUUCGAUCGUCCUCUCGACUCAUCCCGAAUUCUAUGUUCUAAAUUACUAAGAAAUUUAAAAAGCAAAAUAAAAGACCACUGUUACUAAACUGCAAGUAAUUUUGUGUUAGCAUGUCAAUCUUAAACACGAUAUACAUACAGGGUAUCCCAAAAACUGAAGUAUGCAUUAUUAUAUAGUAUCGUAUUAUUUCAUGUUGAAAGAUUAAGUUUUGUAACAACACAUUAUUUCUAAUUGCAUUUGAUCUAUACAAAAAAAAGUUAGCGAUAUAAUGUAUUAGUUAUUGUCAAAGCUUUAAAAUAUUUGUUAGCAACUGAAGUUUUUCAACGAUUAUUUUUAGAAUUGCUCAAGUUUACUUUGUAAGAUUUUGCUUUGUAAGUGUUUGCGCAAAUAUUAAAAUUUGUUGUAUAUCAUUUAA